This is a messenger RNA of Syngnathoides biaculeatus (alligator pipefish), 2823 nucleotides long. It is a transcript of the gene yipf1, whose product is annotated as Yip1 domain family, member 1. Gene Ontology annotation, molecular function: small GTPase binding. The record is from RefSeq and is a predicted model, not a curated record. Gene Ontology annotation, cellular component: membrane; Golgi apparatus. The transcript is spliced from 10 exons. NCBI's taxonomy places the organism in Eukaryota, Metazoa, Chordata, Actinopteri, Syngnathiformes, Syngnathidae. Gene Ontology annotation, biological process: vesicle-mediated transport. The coding region runs from base 216 to 1112 and encodes 298 amino acids.
ACACGGCGCUGGCGUCCAUUGUUCCCGUCCACCGUCAUCACACCAUGAUGCGAGUGAUUCUGUCAGAAAGCUGAGCCCACAUUCGAUUUUCACGGGAGAUCGGCGUGUUUUCUUUUGGCUGGUGUCAAACUUUCCCAAAACAAAAAAACCCUACUGCUGUUUCACUUGCACUGAUAAGCCAAUAACUGAGUGGUUGGCCGUGAAUCUCCGCUUAAAUGGCGUCACCGAACGACCCAUUUCAAUUUCAAGAAUUUGAAGAGAGCAAACUGUUGGCAUCUGACAGAGAUUCAACCACCAUCGACAUUGAGGAUGAUUUUGGAAACCAAAAGUCACAUGGUGGUUUCACUCCCAACAUUGAUAAUGACAACCCCAUGGCUGAAGAUGACAAAGCUGAGCUUCUCUCUGGGGAGAAGAAAAGCACCCCUUUCUGGACUUUUGAGUACUACCAACAGUUUUUUGACGUCGACACGAGCCAUGUAAGGGAAAGAAUCAUUGGAUCAGUGCUUCCCUGGCCGGGAAAGAACUUCAUUCACGUGUACCUUCGCAGAAAUCCCGAUCUUUACGGACCGUUUUGGAUCUGCACCACUCUUGUGUUCGCCAUCGCCAUCAGUGGAAACAUCUCCACCUUUCUGGUGAAUUUGGGCAAGGCAAACUACAGAUACACACCUGAGUUUGGAAAAGUGACCAUCGCUGCGACGGCAAUCUUCAGCUACGCUUGGCUGGUCCCUCUCGCCCUUUGGGCUUUCUUGCUAUGGAGGAACAACAAGAUCAUGAACUUGGUGUCAUAUUCCUUCAUGGAGGUUGUCUGCGUGUACGGAUACUCCCUUUCCAUAUACAUUCCCGCCGUGGUUCUGUGGAUCAUCCCGUUUGAGUGGCUGCAGUGGCUCACCGUCCUGGUGGCGCUGUGCCUGUCCGGCUCCGUCCUGGUCAUCACCUUUUGGCCCGCCGUCCGCGACGAUCAGCCCAAAAUUAUCGCGGCAGUCAUGUUGGCCAUCGUCCUUCUCAACGUCCUCCUCGCCGUUGGUUGCAAAGCGUAUUUCUUCAGCAAACCAGAAACGAUGCCAGUGCCCGACCAAGUGGUGACGACAGUGCUCAACACAUCCAUGACAUGAGAAGUUUUUCCGAAGCCGUUCCCGAAUUGCAGCGUCUCCUGUUGCCAUAAUCGAGAGAAUCGGGUUGCGGUGUGCCGAUGAAAUCAUGGGCCGUCUGGAUUUCGCCUCAUAACCUACUGUAAGGGGUGCGCUUGGUGCACCGCUACCAAGUAUGUUCUUUCUAAGGGGGUCGGGGUGUGCUGUGGCAAUAUGGAUUUCCAUUUGUAGUCAGAAUGUGACACACACAAAAAAAAAAAAGACUUUGGAUGAAUAUUACGGUUGCGGGAUUUGGACAGCAGACCUCGGAAUUGUCAAUACUGUAUGGAUGUAUUUCAUUUUCUUUACUAGCACUACUGUUGACAAAACUUUGGAAGUCUAUUAGCGCCACACUGAAGCAAUGACAAGUGCAAAAAUGGAAUUACAGAGCAAAGUUAUGUCAUAACUUUGAGGGAAAAGGCAGUGUUGCAGGGGAAAAAAAAGUUGUUAGAGUAAAAUCAUAAUAUGAGGAUAAAGGUGUAAUUUUUGAAGAAUAAACUUGUAAUAUUAUGAAGAUGAAGUUCCAUGAGAAUAAAUUCGCAAUUUUACAAGAAUAACAGUACUGGGAUUUUUUUUUUUUUUUUUUAACGCAUCUUUAUGACAACUGUAUCAUUCUAAUAUUUCAAAAUUGCCCUUCGGUGUGAUUGUGAGUGUGACUGUUGCCUUAUCUCCAUGUGCCCUGUGAUUUGACUGUCAACCAGUUAGGGGCGUACCCCGCCUCCUGCCCCAAGAAAGCUGGGAUAGGCUCCAGCAAUUCUGCGACCCUUGUGAGGAUAAUCGGCUGAGAAAAUGUAUGGAUUUUUGGAAUCUUUUUAUUUUUUAUUUUUUAGUUGAUCUGUAGUCUACUUUAUUGCUUUAUUGUGGUAAUAUCCCCAUUAUGUGAAGUCAUAAUUACAAGAGCAGAAGAUUACAAAGAUGUAAUAAGACAAGAAAAAUGAUGUAAUUUUACAUGAAGCGUUCAUCCGACGAAAAAUAAUAAUGUGGGGAUAAAGUCAUAGUUUACGACAGUUUCAUGAAUUUUUCCCCCUUAUAUUGCGACACUUUUGUACAUUUUUUUUUUCAUAAAACUAGUACAUAAUUUUACUUAUUUAUUUUAUAGUUACAUCUUCAUUCUUUGAAUAUACAUUGCCAAUCAUUCUUGCAACAUGACCCCUGUGUGGCCCUUCUACAUGUUUACACAAAAAGCAAUUGCAAAGUUCCAAAAAAAGUAACAUCUUUUGUUGAAUAAUUCAAUUUUGAUAAUUGAAGAACUACAUUUGUUUGAAAAUUUAUGGGCUCGCUAAUGAAUUGUUACAUUUAUAGAUCAAAAGUUGGGGAAAAUAAAGGUAUCUACCGUUGUGAAUUCAGUUUUAGACACCAGUGACUUGGAGAAACCCUAAGUCAAAAAAAAAUGUGACUUUUCCUUGUUAAUCAGCAGCAGCUAAGUGCAUCUUAGGCCGCCGGGACAUUUCAUAAUUUUACGAUAAAUAUUUAGUCGAGCGGCUGUCAGCCGUAACUUCUAAAUGUGACGUUUUCCGGCUGUCAAAUAGAUUUUUUUUUUAAGGAAUAGUCAAUAGGUUGGGAAUUUUUUUAGACUUUGUAAAUAAUUAACGUGUGAGAACAAAAUGUUGAAUUGUAAAACAAUACAGUUCGGAUUCUGAGAUGAAAGUAAUCAUUUUACAAGAAAAUUUGACCUGUGCCCGAAUGAAGUAAAAUC